CUGAUGCUCUGACCGUUAACUCCUCCAAAAACUAUCAGAACCCUAGCAAUUGGGCACUGAGAAAAAUGGAGAAUCGUGAAGCAGAGGGCUAGCAGUAGCAGCAGUGGAACCCUAUAUAACUAGUUAGCCAAUCAAUGGCUUCAAUUUCUACUUCAAAUUCCCCACUCGUUCACCUUCACACAAACCUUAUCUCUCUCCACUUUUCUUCUCCUUCAAUUCUCUCUUUCCCUUCCUAUCGCACACCCCUACGUUUUUGUGCACUAAAAACUGGUAGAAUUGGGAGCACUAGUGACCAAGAUGCUUAUCGCGCCGACUUGCUGAAAAAGCCGGUCAUAUCGCCGGCGUUGGACGAGUCGGCGAAAGAUUCCGACGAGGAGAAGGAGGAGGAGAUUAAGCGGAGGGAAGAAGGUGGGUGGGUUGAUUGGGAGGACCAGAUUUUGGAGGAUACUGUACCACUUGUUGGCUUUGUGAGAAUGGUUCUUCAUUCUGGCGAGUAUGAAAGCGGUGAGAGGUUAAGUCCUGAGCACGAGAGAACAAUUCUGGAAAGGUUGCUUCCAUAUCAUCCAGAAUGUGAGAAGAAGAUUGGGUGCGGAGUUGAUUACAUCACGGUUGGGUACCAUCCUGAUUUUGAAAGCUCACGAUGUUUGUUCAUAGUUCGAAAAGAUGGAGAGCUGGUUGACUUUUCUUAUUGGAAAUGCAUAAAGGGUUUAAUUAGGAAAAAUUAUCCACUGUAUGCCGAUAGCUUUAUUCUCAGGCAUUUCCGGCGGCGUAGGGGUAGCAACUGAAGGCAAGCCCGGCCAGUUAAGCACACUACUAGUCUCUGAAGAAUUUGGACACCAAUGAUCUCUCGGUUUUCUUUAAGUGGAAUGCGUGAAGACAUUUAUUGCCUUCAUAUAUAGAGUAUGGAAUUGGACUCGACUUCAUAUUUUUUACACAUCUCGUGUUUACUGUGCUAUAAUGACCGUCUCACUUGAUAAUCACAUAGUCAUCAUGUAGUUAAAAGGGCAUACCGAGUAAUGAGGUUUUUGUCAUUGCGGUGUCUGAAGAUAGUUAGAUGUACGUAGUUUUACCCCUGCAAGUAAAAUAUGUUUAUUCUGUUGAAAUGUCAACUUCAUGGAUCGAAAUGUAAACUGGGUGUGUGUCUCUCUGCAAGCCUGCAUGAUUCAGUUGAAUAUGUGUUAUGUGAUGUGAAUGGUGGUUUUGCAUAGACGGAGGCAGGGCUUUAAAGUUUAGACAGUAAUGGUGACUAGGGUUUUGUGUGUGUGCGCGUGUAUGGGUGUGUAUAUGUGUCUCUAUGAGAGAGUAAUGGGAAGAGGAGGAAGGAUGGAAGAUAGGAAACAUAUUUCCGGAUAUUUUGUUUUAGGGCAAACUUAAUACUA
Molecule: messenger RNA, 1379 nt
Organism: Ilex paraguariensis (yerba mate)
Lineage: Eukaryota; Viridiplantae; Streptophyta; Magnoliopsida; Aquifoliales; Aquifoliaceae
Source: the annotation of a GenBank genome assembly